Pipistrellus nathusii (Nathusius's pipistrelle) is the source of this 534-nucleotide messenger RNA. NCBI's taxonomy places the organism in Eukaryota, Metazoa, Chordata, Mammalia, Chiroptera, Vespertilionidae. The record is from the annotation of a GenBank genome assembly.
AUGGAUGUCAUCAGCAUUGACAAGACUGGAGAGAAUUUCCACCUGAUCUAUGACACUAAGGGCCGCUUUGCUGUUCAUCGUAUUACACCUGAGGAGGCCAAGUGCAAGUUGUGCAAAGUGAGGAAGAUCUUUGUGGGCACAAAAGGAAUCCCUCAUCUGGUAACUCAUGAUGCUCGCACCAUCCACUACCCUAAUCCCCUCAUCAAGGUGAACGACACCAUUCAGAUCGAUUUGGAGACUGGCAAAAUUACUGAUUUCAUCAAGUUUGACGCUGGUAACUUGUGCAUGGUAACCGGAGGUGCUAACCUGGGAAGAAUUGGCGUGAUCACCAACAGGGAGAGGCACCCUGGUUCUUUUGAUGUAGUUCAUGUGAAAGAUGCCAAUGGCAACAGCUUUGCCACCCGGUUCUCCAACAUUUUUGUAAUUGGCAAAGGCAACAAACCAUGGAUUUCCCUACCCCGUGGAAAGGGUAUCCGCCUCACCAUUGCUGAAGAGGGAGACAAGAGACUGGCGGCUAAACAGAGCAGUGGGUGA